AUGGCUGGUCACCCCUGUCCCCAGCAGCUCCUCGUGGCUACAGGGCCCUGCAGCAAGAGGCCACCGCAGGGCUGUCCUGGCCCAGGUCCCGCCAUGGACUCUGAGUACGAGAUGGGCCACGUCUGCAGGCUGCAGGCCCAGCACAGGCGGAUGCAGGAGAAGACCUUCACCAACUGGAUCAACAAUGUCUUCCAGCACGGCAGGGUGGGCAUCAAGAUCCAGAGCCUGUACACGGAGCUGGGCGACGGCACCCACCUGCUGCGGCUGCUGGAGCUCAUCUCGGGGGAGGCCCUGCCACCCCCGAACCGGGGCCGCCUGCGCGUGCACUUUCUGGAGAACAACAGCCGAGCGCUGGCCUUUCUCAGGGCCAAGGUGCCAAUACCCCUGAUUGGGCCAGAGAACAUUGUGGACGGAGACCAGACGCUCAUCCUGGGACUCAUCUGGGUCAUCAUCCUACGUUUCCAGAUUUCCCACAUCUCCCUGGACAGGGAGGAGUUUGGGGCCACCGCAGCCCUGCUGUCCGCCCAGGAAGCUCUGCUGAUCUGGUGCCAGCGGAAGACGGCCAGCUACACCAACGUGAGCAUCACCGACUUCUCCCACAGCUGGAGAGACGGGCUCGGUUUCAACGCCCUCAUCCAUGCCCACAGGCCAGACCUGAUUGACUACAGCUCCCUGCACCCGGAGCACCCCCUGCACAACCUCGACUCCGCUUUCCACGUGGCCGAGCAGGAGCUGGGCAUUGCCCGGCUGCUGGACCCCGAGGAUGUCGCAGCCCGACAGCCUGACGAGCACUCCAUUAUGACCUACGUCUCCCUCUACUACCACCACUUCUCCCGCCUGCACCAGGGCCAGACUGUUCAGAGGAGACUCACUAAGAUCCUGCUUCAGCUCCAGGAGACAGAGGAGCUACAGACCCAGUAUGAGCAGCUGGCGGCCGACCUGCUACGCUGGAUUGCAGAGAAGCAGGUUCAGCUGGAGGCACGGGAUUUCCCAGACUCACUGCCCGCCAUGAGCCAGCUACUGGUGGCCUUUGCCUCCUUCCGCACCCAGGAAAAGCCGCCACGGCUGCAGCAGCGAGGGGCCACGGAGGCCCUGCUCUUCCGGCUGCAGACAGCGCUCCGAGCCCAGAACCGCAGGCCCUUCCUGCCUGGCGAGGGCCUGGGCCCUGCAGCGCUGCCCCAGAGCUGGUCAGGGCUGGAGCGGGCAGAGGCUGCACGGAGCCAGGCCCUGCAGCAGCGGCUACUGCAGCUGGAGCGGCUGGAAACCCUGGCCCGGCGCUUCCAGCGAAAGGUGGUCCUCCGGGAGAGCUUCCUGGUAGACACGGAAUGCGUGCUCAGCCAGGUGGGGGCCCUGCUGGCCAGCCCAGCCAUGGUGGAGGCAGCCGCCCAGAGGCUGGGCAUGCUGGAGGCCGGCAUCCUGCCCCAGGAGGGGCGCUUCCAGGCCCUGGCCGAGAUGGGGGACAUCCUCCGGCAGGAGAGGUACCACGGCUGGGCAGACAUGGCCCACAGGCAGAUGGAGGUCACCCGACGCUGGGAGAGGCUCCUUCAGCAUCUCCAAGGGCAGAGGAAGCAGACAGCGAGCACCCAGGCAGUGCAGCGCCUGCUGCAGGAGGUCGAGGCUGCCUCCGACCAGCUCCGGGAGCUGCAGGUGCCGGCCAGCUUCACAGCCUGUGGGCAGCAGCUGGCAGAGGUGGUGGAGCUGCUGCAGAGGCACGAGCUGUUGGAGGUGCAGGUUUCUGCCCACGCAGCCCACGUGAGCCAUCUUGCCCACCAGACCUCCCAGCUGUAUUCCUCCUCCGGCGCCAACAUGGAGGUGCUGCAGGCCAAAGCCCAGGGGCUGGCCCAGCUCCACCAGGGCCUGGAGUCUCUCGUCAGCGCCCGGCGCGCUCUGCUGGAGCAGGCCCUGCAGCAGGCAAAGUUCCUGCACGACUGUGAGGAGGAGGAAACCUGGCUGAGGGAGCGCAGACAGCUGGUGGAGAAUGUGGCCCUGGGUCGGGAUCUCAGCCAGCUCUCCACCGCCCUGCAGAAGCACAAGGCCCUGGAAGCCGAGGUCCUCCGCCACCAGGACGUGUGCGCGGAUCUCGUGCAGAGGGGGCGUGACCUCGGCGCCCGGGGCCCUCCAACGCAAGCGGAUCCCCGGGAGCGGGCUGAGGCCGUGCAGGGCGCGUGGCAGCUGCUCCGGACCCGGGCGGCGGGGCUGGGCGCGCGACUUCAAGCGGCCCUGCUCGUCCAGCAGUACUUCGCGGACGCGGCGGACGCGGCCUCGUGGCUGCGCGAGCGGCGGUCGCUGCUGGACAGCGCUUCCUGCGGGCCAGACCAGGAAGGCGCCGAGGCCCUGAUGCUGCGCCACCUGCGGCUGGAGCGCGCCGUGCGCGUUUUCGCCGCGGAGCUGCGGCGGCUGGACCAACAGGCGCGGGCGGCCGCGGCGCGGGCGUCGCUCACGGCAGCGUCUUCCCUGCGCCCUCCAGGGGAAGGCCUGAAGAACCAGGGGGGCUGGAGCACAUUUGACCCUGACUUUGACCCCAACACCAUACUCCAGACACAGGACCGCCUGCGGCAGGACUAUGAGGACCUCCGAGCCCUGGCGGAGCACCGCCGGGCCCUGCUGGAGGAGGCGGUGGCCCUGUCUGGCUUCUACAGCUCCUGUGGAGAUCUUCUGUCCUGGCUGGAGGACCAGACAGCGCUGUUCCAAACGCUGCAGCCCCAGGCCGACAACCUGGUGGCCGUGCAGCUCAAAUAUGAGAACUUGCUCGCCACCCUGGCUGCGGGAAAGAGCCGCUGGGCUGAGGUCAGCAGCUCUGCUGAGCACCUGAAGCAAAGAUAUCCUCGGGACUCGGCACAGGUCCAACUGCAGCAGGAGGGACUGAGCCGGAGGUGGAGACAGCUGGAGGCCCUGAGGAAGCAGAAGGAGACGGAGCUCGCAGGCACCGCGGAUGUGUGUGGUUUUCUGCAGGAGUGUGGCUCCACUCAGGCCCAGCUGCAGGAUGUGAUACUCCGGCUGGAAGCUCUGGAGCCAGGGAGCUCAGAGGGCAGCCCCCGCGUCCUACAGCUGGCCCGGCAGGAGAUGCUAGUGCUGGAGAGGAGGGUCCACCACCUCCACAGCAUGGCCGUGAAGGUGGAGGAGUUGGCCCCCGCAGAGAGCCAGCCCCUGCGAGAACAGGUGGAGACACUGCAGGUGGUGCUGAAGCGAGCUCAGGGGCAGGCGGCCCAUCAGGCCCAGGCUCAGGCCCGGCGCGGCAUCCUGCAGGAGAGCCAGCAGCUGCUGCUGUGGGCGGAGGGUGUCCGGGCUCAGCUGCACAGCAAGGAGGAGGUGGUGGACAUGGCCUCGGCCCGGCGGCUGCUGACGGAGCACCAAGACCUGCUGGAGCAGAUCUGCCUGUGGCAGGAGAGGCUGCAGCAGCUGGAGGCUCAGGGCCAGCACGUGGCGGCUUUGAACUCCCCGGGCUCCCGAGAGGUGACUAGCGCUCUGGGGCUCCUGGGCCAGCAAGGCAGGGAGCUGAGGGCUGCCUGGGGGCAGCGACAGCAGCAGCUGCAGGAGGCGCUGGAGCUGCAGAGGUUUGGCCGGGAAGCAGAUGGCUUCGUUACCGCCUGUGCCAACCGAGAGGCCUUCCUGCAUCUGGACCACCUCGGGGAGGACGUGGGGGAGGCCCAGAGCCUGCUGCAGCGACAUCAAGAGUUUGAGAGGCUCCUGGACAGCCUGGGCCCUCGGGCAGAGGCUCUGCAGGCACAUGGCGAGCAGCUGGUCCAGAGCCAGCUCCCUGCGGCACACACGGUCAGAGAGCGGCUGCAGAGUGUCCAGGCACAGUGGACGAGGGCCCGGGAGAGGAGUGAGCAGAGGAGGAGGCAGCUGCUGGCUUCCCUCCAGCUCCAGGAAUGGAGGCAGGAUGUGGCAGAGCUGACACUGUGGAUAAAGGAGAAGGAGCUGAUUGCAGCAGAUGAGCCCUCCCGAGAGCCCAGGAACAUCCUGCGGAAACUCAGGUGGCAUGAAGCAGCUGAGAGAGAGCUGCUGGCCACCCACAGGCGUGUGGAGGACCUGCAGCAGAUUGGGAGAGAGCUGUUGAGCAGUGGGCUUCAUGCCCAGGAUGCCCAGGAGGACGUGCAGGCCACGCUUCGGGGCCUGAGUCGCCAAUGGAAGGAGUUGAACCACAAGAUGGCGGAGCAUGGGGACCAGCUCCGGCAGGCCAGACAGCGGGAGGAGCUCCUGGAGCUGCUGCUGGAGGCAGGAGAGAAGCUGGAGCAGCUAGAGGAGGCCCUGCAGAGUGCAGGAACGGGGCAGGACCUGCGCUCCAGCCGAGAGCUACAGAAACAGCACCGCCAACUGGAAGGCGAGAGCCAGGCUCUGGCCAGCAAGAUGGCCGCCCUCACCUCCCAGGCCCACCGUGUGCUCAAUUCCCAGAGCUUCCUGGAGGAGACCCAGAAGUACCUCAAGAGGCUCGAGUCCCUGCAGGGGCACCUGGCCGCUCAGCACCUGCAGCUACAGGCCUCGGUUGAGCUGCACGAGUUCUGCCACCUGAGCAACCUGGAGCUCACCUGGGUGGCUGAGCACAUGCCCAGUGCCAGCUCCACCAGCUGUGCCAAGUGCUUGGGUGGUGCCCAUCGCCUUCGCCACAAGCACAAGGCGCUCCAGGCUGCAGUGAAAAGCCACUGGGGACAGGUGCAGCGGGUGCUGGGCUCUGGACAGAGCCUCGCCGCCUCAGGACACCCCCACGCCCAGCACAUCAGGGAGCAAUGCCGGAAGCUGGAAGGGUGCUGGGCAGAGCUGCAGCAGGCGUGUGCAAUACGGGCCCAGCGCCUGCAGCAGGCUGUUGCUUCCCAGCAGUAUUAUCUGGAUAUGUCGGAGCUGGAGGGCUGGGUGGAGGAGAAGCGGCCACUGGUGGGCAGUCAGGACUGCGGUGGAGACGAGGCUGCCACCUUCAGUCUCAUCAAGAAGCACCAGGCCCUACAGCAGGAACUGGCUCUUUACUGGAGCUUCAUGGAGGAGCUUGACCAGAGGGCCCAAACCCUCACUGGGCCUGACAACCCUGAGCAGCUGGCAAUGAUGCAGGAGAAGCUCUGGAAGCAGCUGCAGGAACUGCAGGAGUUGGCAGCCACACGGGAGCAGGAGCUGGAGAGGACCCUGAAGCUGCACGAGUUCACGAGGGAAGCCGAGGACUUGCAGAGCUGGCUCGCUAGCCAGAAUCAGGUGGCCAGAGGAGAAGAGAGCCCCAGAGAGGACUACGAACAUGUCCUACACCUCAGGACCAAGUUUGCCAAGUUCCAGCACCAAGUGGAGAUGGGUGGUCAACAGGUGGCAACCUGUCAGCAGCUGGCGGAGAGCCUGCUGGAGGCCGGGCCCAGUGCUGCACCCAGCGUCCAUGAGAGGUGGCAGGACCUACAGGCUGCCUGGUCGGAGCUGUGGGAGCUGACUCAGGCCCGAGACCUCCUGCUCAGAGGUGCUGAGAUCACCCUAGAAGUUCACAGAGAUCUGUCAGGAGUGCUCGCCCAGAUCCAGGAGAAAGCCACGAGCCUCCCAGGUGGUGUGUCCCAAGACCUGCGUGGGGCAGAGGCCCAGCUGAGGAGACACGAGGGGCUGGAGCGUGAACUCACGGGCACCGAGCGGCAGCUGCAGGAGCUGAUGGAGGCUGCAGGCAGGGUGCAGAAGAUGCACCCUGGGCCUCAGGCCGAUGCCGUGCGGUGGAGGCAACAGGCCGUGGUGCAGGCCUGGGCGGCCCUGCAGGGGCACGUGAAGCAGCACAGGGCCCAGCUGGAGCAGGCAUGCCUCCUGGCCCGCUUCCACACAGCGGUGCGGGACUAUGCCUCUUGGGCAGCCGGUGUGCAGCGGGAAUUGCAGGUAGAAGAGAGGUCCCAGGACCCCAGGAGUGGCCCCCUAAAGCUUAGCGCCCACCAACAGCUUCGGGCAGAGCUGGAGGCCCAGGAAGAGCUGCAUCAGCGGGCCACCCAGCUGGGCCAGCAGGCACUUCUGACUGCAGGGCUGUCCACCAAGGAGGUCCGGGAAAGGCUGCAAGCCUUGCAGGAGGCGCGGGAGCAGGUGUUCCAGGCCUGGGAGCGGAAGCAGGAGAGGCUGCGGGCCAUGCACCUUGAGCAGCUCUUCCUCAGAGAGUGUGGUCACCUGGACAAGAUCCUCCAGGCCCAAGAGGUCUCCCUGAAAACCAGCACCCUGGGAAGCUCAGUAGAAGAGGUAGAGCAGUUGAUCCGCAAGCAUGAGGCCUUCCAGAAGGUGCUGACUGCCCAGGACAGGAAGGAGACAGCUGUGCGCGAGCAGGCAAAGGCGCUGCAGGGCCCCAGGGUGCAGGGCUUACUGGACGAGGUGCUGGAGCGGCGCACUCAUGUGAAGGACCUGGCAGAGAGCCGGCGACGCGCCCUGCACACCUCGCUGCUGACAGCCAGCUUUGCUAGGGCCGCAACCCAGGCUGAGGACUGGAUCCAGGAGAGGGCCCAGCAGCUGAAAGAGCCUGUCCCUCCUGGGGACUUGAAAGAUAAUCUGAAGCACCUGCAGAAACACAAGGCCUUUGAGGCUGAGGUCCAGGCCCAUGAAGAGUUCAUAACCUCUGUUGCCAAGAAGGGAGAGGUUCUCCUGGCCCAGGGCCACCCUCAGGCGGGCGAGGUCUCGCAGAGGCUGCAGGCACUGCAGGGGCACUGGGAGAAGCUGAGGCAGGCUGUGGCGUUCCGUGGCCAGGACCUGAGGGACAAGCGGGACCUCCUGGAAUUCCUGCAGAGAGUGGACCUCACAGAGGCCUGGAUCCAGGAGAAGGAGGGGAUGCUGAACUUCGGCGACCUGGGCCAGGAUCUUGAGCACUGCCUGCAGCUCACCAGGCAGCUCUGCAGGGUGCGAGGAGCCUUGGCUGGGGAUGACGUCCGCAUCAGGAGUGUCAGUGACCUGUCGCUGCAGCUCAAGAUCCGGGACCCCGACCAGGUCAAGACCGUCUGCCAGCGGCGAAACCAGCUCAACAGCAGGUGGCAUGGUUUCCGUAGCAACCUGCUCUGGUACCAGCGGCGGCUUGAAGGGGCCCUGGAGAUACACACGUUGUCCUGUGAGCUGGAUGAUGUCACCGGGAGGAUCGUGGAGAAAAGCGCCUUGGUCCAGGCCCUGGACUGCGGGAAAGAUCUAGAGAGCGUGGAGAAGCUGCUGCGCAAACAUGAGAAGCUGGAGCAGGAAAUGGGCCUCAUCCAAGCCCAAGUGGAGCCCCUGGAGGGUAAGGUGGUCCGCCUCUGCCAGAGGAGCCCCGGGGCAGCUCACAGCCUUGGCCGCAAGCAUCAGGAGAUGACAGACAGCUGGCAGCAGCUCCAGAGCAGGGCCCAGAAGAGGAAGGAGUUGCUGGACGCCUCGCACCAAGCUCAGACGCUCCAGGCACUGCUGCAGGAAUUGCUGGCCUGGGCCCAGGGGCUGCGGGCUGAGAUGGACAUGGGAAGCCCUCCCGGCAGCGCUGCAGAGGCCCGGCGUAGGUUAGAGGAGCACCAGGAGCGAAAGGCUGAGCUGGACUCCCGAACAGACAGCAUCUGCCUGGCCCGAAGCAUUGGGCAGCGGCUGCUCCCAGCCGGGCACCCGAGUACCCCUGACAUUCGCCAGGCCCUGGCUGGUUUAGAACAGGAGCUGAGCAGCCUGGACGGGGCCUGGCGGGAGCACCAGCUGCAGCUACAGCAGGCCCUGGAGCUGCAGCUGUUUCUGAACUCUGUGGAGAAAAUCGAAAGUUGGCUCUGCAAGAAGGAAGCUUCCCUAGCGAGUGAGGAUCUGGCGGACCCCUUGGCCAAUGUGGAGACCCUCCUGUGGAAGCACACGGUGCUCGAGCGGGGCCUGGAGGCUCAGGGGGGAAAGAUCAGCUCACUGGAGGCUGCAGCCCACAGCCUGCGCCAGGGUGGACACCCCGAGGCCCAGAGCGCCCUGGGCAGGUGCCAGGCCGUGCUCCUGAGGAAAGAGGCGCUCCUGCAGCGAGCUGAGACCCGCCACCACCAGCUGGAAGAACUGCAGCAGCUGCAGGCAUUUCUGCAGGAUUCCUAUGAGGUGGCUGUGUGGCUGAGGGAGAAGAACCAGGUGGCUCUGGAAGAGGGUUGGCGAGACCUGGCCACGUUGCAGACACAGUUGUGGAAGCAGCAGACCCUCCAGGCCGAGCUGGACUCGAUCGUGCACCAAGAACAGAGGCUGCAGAGGGAAGGGCAGAGGCUGCUGCAGGGGGGCCACCUGGCCUCGGAGACCAUCCAGGCACGGCUGCAGGAGCUGGGCGACCUCUGGGACAAGCUGCAGGCCAACUGCAGGAGGAAGGCAGCCAAGCUCCAGGAAGCCUGCAAGGCCCAGCAUCUACAGCAGAGCAUGGAGGAGCUGGAGAGCUGGCUGGAGCCCGUGGAGGCCGAGCUGCAAGUCCCUGUUGGAGGGCAGGGCCUUCCUGGGGUGGGCGAGCUCCUGGAAGCACAGAGAGACCUAGAGGCAGCAGUGGACGGGCAGGCCCGACAGGCUCAGACCCUGCUGGAGCAGGCCCAGGCCUUCAUCCAGGAAGGCCCCUGCCUCGACAUGGAGGAGCAGGCCCGACAGCUGUUUCAGAGGUUCGAGAGUCUGAGGGAGCCCCUGCAGGAACGCAGGGCGACCCUGGAGGCCAGGAGCCUCCUCUACCAGUUCUUCAGGGACGCCGAUGAGGAGAUGGCCUGGGUCGAGGAGAAGCUGCCCCUGGCCGCGGCCCAGGACUGUGGCCAGAGCUUGAGUGCCGUGCGGCGCCUGCAGGAGAAGCACCAGAACUUGGAGCGUGAGAUGUACAGCCAUGAGGCCCUGGCCCGUGUGGUGGUGGGCACAGGGCAGAGGCUGGUGCAGGCUGGGCACUUUGCCGCCCGCGAGGUGGCUGCCCAGGUGCGGCGGCUGGAGAGCGCUAUGGGCUGCCUGCAGGCAGAGGCAGAACGGAGGAGGCUGCUGCUACGGCAGGCUGAGGAGGCCCAGCAGUUCCUGACAGAGCUCCUGGAGGCAGAAUCCUGGCUGGCGGAGCGGGGCUGUGUCCUGGACAGCAAGGACAUGGGCCAGGAUGCCGAGGCCACACAGUUGCUCCUGCGACGGCUGGAGGCCACCAGGAGAGACCUGGAGGGGUUCAGCACACACUUGGAGAGGCUGCAGGAGACGGCCGUGCUCCUGGAGAGCAGACAGAACCCAGACAGCCCCAAGGUGCUGUCACAGCUGCGGGUGGUGAGGGAGGCCCAUGUGGAGCUGCUGCGGAGAGCGGAGGGCCAGGGGCAGUGCUUGCAGGAGCAGCUGCAGUUGCAUCAGCUGGAACAAGAGGCCCUGCUUCUUGAUGCCUGGCUGGCCAGCAAGGUGGCCACCGCUGAGUCCCAGGACUACGGGCAGGACCUGGAGGAGGUCAAGGUGCUGGAAGAGAAGUUUGCUGCUUUUAGCAAGGAAGUUCAGAGCCUGGGGCAGGCCAAGGUGCAGGCCCUGAGGGAGCUGGGGGACUCCCUGGAACAGGGCGCAUCCGGGUGCUAUCCCCAGAUUCAAGCCCACAAGAACUGCAUCGAGGCCGCUUGGGAGAGGCUGGACAAGGCAAUAAAAGCCCGCGCAGAGAACCUGGCUGCAGCCCGCGAGCUCCACGGCUUCCACAAGGCAGCGGGCGAGCUCCGGGGCUGGUUGCAGGAGAAGGCCGCCAUGUUGGAGGGAGCCAGCUGUGGCCACGACCUGGCGUCUGUGCAGGCCCUGCAGCACCAGCACAGGCACCUGGAGGGGGCGCUGGCGGCUGUGGAGAAGGAGGCGGCACGGGUGGGGAUGGAGGCCGGCCAACUGCACCAGCUACACCCUGCGGCCCAGGAGGGCCUGGCUGAGCGGCUGGCCGAGGUGCAGGAGGCCUGGGCCACCCUGGAUGCGAAGGCCCGGGAGCGGGGCCAGCAACUGGAGCAGGCUGCCCAGGGCCACGCCUUCCUUGGGCACUGCCAGGAGCUGCUCAUGUGGGCUCAAGAGAAGCAGGCGCUGGUGUCCAUGCAGGAGCUGGCGGGGGCCGAGCAGCUCCUCGGGCAGCAGGAGGAGCUGGGGCAGGAAAUCACGGAGCUCUGCCUUCGAGCCCAGGACGUGUGGCAGGAAGGGCAGCAGCUGCUGGACAACAGCCACUUCAUGUCCCCAGAGGUCACAGAGUGUCUGCAGGAGCUGGACAGGCAGCUGCAGGAGCUCCGGGAGGCCUGGGCCCUGCACCGGGAGCGCUGCCAGGAGAGCCAGGGCCUUCAAGAGCUGCAGCAGACGCUGGAGCAGGCCGAGGCCUGGCUGGCCUCCCGGGAGGGCCUCCUGCUGGACCCCGACUGCGGGCACUCAGUGUGGGAGGCAGAGUUACUACUCCGCAGGCACCAGGACUUGGAAAAGCGGCUGGCAGCCCAGGAAGAGAGGUUUGACCAACUGCAGCGCAAAGAGAAUGUAGCUUCUACAGCCACCUUUGACCUCGAGGGAGCCCAGUGUGGGAGGCCGAUGGAUCACCACGAUGGGAAACACACUUUCUCUGUGAGGCUGGGCGACGGAGCAGAGCACCUCCUUUCGGCACGGUCAGAAGGCCAGGCUGAGAUCUGGCUGCGAGCCCCGGGCAUCAUGGAAGGUGGCUCUGAAGGCCACCACGGCGGCCACGCUGGGCUCUGCGUCAGGAGGACGGCGUGA
Molecule: messenger RNA, 10599 nt
Organism: Trichechus manatus latirostris (Florida manatee)
Lineage: Eukaryota; Metazoa; Chordata; Mammalia; Sirenia; Trichechidae
Gene: SPTBN5
Product: spectrin beta, non-erythrocytic 5
Exons: 63
Coding region: 1-10599 (3532 amino acids)
Biological process (GO): actin cytoskeleton organization
Cellular component (GO): cortical actin cytoskeleton; cell junction; plasma membrane
Molecular function (GO): actin filament binding
Source: RefSeq, a predicted model, not a curated record